This is a messenger RNA of Malania oleifera, 2649 nucleotides long. Its product is annotated as nucleolin 2-like. The record is from RefSeq and is a predicted model, not a curated record. Gene Ontology annotation, molecular function: RNA binding. Lineage: Eukaryota; Viridiplantae; Streptophyta; Magnoliopsida; Santalales; Ximeniaceae. The transcript has 20 exons. Bases 229 to 2424 code for a protein of 731 amino acids.
AAGAUUCAUGCACCACUCCUCGAGCUAAAACGCGAAACCCUAACAGCCGGCCAAGACCGAAGCCGACAUGCCUUUUAUAUAAAGGGUCCGCGACACUCGUUCGGGUCUCUCACUCUUAUUUCUCUGCCUAAAACCCUACUAGUUCUCGAAAUUUAGGGUUUUGCAGAGAGUUCGAGCUGCCUCUAAAACUUUUCGAAGAAUUCCUUCGGAUCUUCCUCACGCUCUUAAAUGGGUAAAUCAAGCAAGAAAUCUACACCCAAGGUUGAUGCAGCCCCUGCUGUGGUUCCACCCGUCAAAUCUGGAAAGAAAGGUAAAAGAGAGGCGGAAGAGGUGAUAGAGAAGAAAAGCGCGAAGAAGCAGAAGAUUGAUGUGGGGUUAAAAGAGCAAGCUGUGAAGAAGCAGAAGAGCGAAGUGAAGGCAAAGAAGAAUAAGAAGGCGAAGAAAGAGGAGACUAGUAGCUCCGAAGACGACUUUUCAUCAGAAUCUGAUCAAGAACAGAAGGUGAAAAUGGCAACCAGCAAGAGUGGAAUUGUGGCGAAGAGACCUGCUAAAGAAUCAAGUAGUGAGGAAUCUUCUGAUGAAGAGCCUGCUGUCAAGGUUUCUAUUCCUUCAAAAAAACAGCCAAUAGCUUCUGCGAAAAAUGGGACUGUUGCUGCCCCUGUUACUAAAGUCGAACAGGGUAGCAGUUCUGAUUCUUCCAGUUCCUCAGAAAGUGAUUCUGAUGAAGAUGUGGCUAUUCCAUCCAAAAAGGCACCAGUUGCUGCAGCCAAGAAUGGCCCCAUGAAAAAGAAUGUUGAAUCAAGUGACAGUUCUGACUCAGAAAGUGAUUCUGAUGAGGAUGAUAAAAAAUCUGCUAAGAAAGCAUCAGAAACUGUUGGUAGGAAAGGUCUGGCUCCUGUUCCCAAGAAGAAAGAGGAAUCAAGUGAUGAGUCUAGUGAUGAUUCGGACUCGGAUGAAUCCUCAGAUGAGGAAACUAAUAAAUCAACUAAAGUGACUACUCAACCGCAGAAAUUGCCUGCUGAUGCUGUUAAGAACGGAUCUCUUGUGGUUCCCAAGAAAAAUGAAUCAAGUGAGAGUUCAGAAUCAGACAGUAGUUCUGACGACGAAGAUGAACAUCCUCCAAAGGUUACUUCUCAGCCAAAAAAGUUGCCAGCCUCUGCCCCUAAGAAUUCUGCUCCUUUUGUGCCUAAGAAAAAGGCUGAGUCGAGUGACAGCUCUGAUGAGAGCGAUUCUGAUGAAGAUGAGGAAGAACCUGUCGUGAAGAAUGCUUCUGCAGCAGCUCCCAAAAAAAAGGUAGAGUCUAGUGAUAGCUCCUCUGACAGUGAUUCUGAGGAAGAAAAGAAAAAGGCAAGGCUUAAAAAGGAUGACAGCGAUGAUGAGGAUGAAAGUUCUGAGGAAAGUGAUGAAGAACCUCAAAAGAAAAAGAAGAAAGUGCCGUUGGUUGCAUCAAAUGCUGGAAAAACAAGUGCAAAGACCAUCCAAAAGGAGAGUAGUAGUGAGGAGGAAAGCUCUGAUGAGAGUUCUGAUGAUGAGCCUGAGAAGCCUUCGAGGACUCCGAAGAAAAAUGGCACAGAUAUAGAAAUGGUAGAUGCCGUGCUGCCAAAAUCAGAUACCAAGCUAGCUGGGAAGAAGGCACCUGCAACACCUGCUACACCCCAAACCUCAGGAGGAAAAACUCUAUUUGUUGGAAACCUGUCUUUCUCUGUUGAAAGGGCUGACAUUGAAGAUUUUUUCAAGGAUGUUGGUGAAAUUGUUGACGUCCGAUUCUCAGUAAAUCCAGAAGGAAUGUUUAAAGGUUUUGGUCAUGUUGAGUUUGACACAGCUGAAGCAGCACAAAAGGCCCUUGAGUUGAAUAAUGAAGAGUUGCUUGGUCGUGCUGUUAAACUUGAUAUGGCUCGUGAAAGGGGCUCGCAUACUCCAUAUAGCGGGAAAGAGAGCAACUCAUAUCAGAAGGGUGGGCAAGGUCAGAGUCAGACUGUAUUUGUGCGAGGUUUUGAUAAAUCUGUUGGUGAGGAUGAGGUUAGAAGUGCCCUUGAAGAGCAUUUUGGGUCUUGCGGACAGAUUUCUAGGCUAUCCAUUCCGAAAGACUAUGAGACUGGAGAUGUUAAGGGGUUUGCCUACCUAGAUUUUCAAGAUGCUGAUAGUUUCAACAAAGCUUUGGAACUUAGUGGAUCUGAACUUGGAGGCUACUCAUUGAUGGUGGAUGAGGCAAGGCCUAAAGGUGAUGGCCGUGACAGUGCUGGGCGUGGUGGCAGAAGUGGUGGGAGGAGUGGUGGUAGAGAUGGUGGCCAAUUUGGUGGAAGGCGUGGAGGUGGUGGGAGGAGUGGCGGCAGAGGGGGUGGCCGAUUUGGUGGCAGAGGACGUGGGUCUUUCAAUAAACCAAGUGCUGUUCCUGCAGGGAAGAAGACAACCUUUGAUGAUUAGAAUGUAGCAAGGGGCACUUGGCAGGUCGGACAUUGCCUGCCAGUUUUUACAUCCAAGUUUCAGUAUGAUAAUUUUUAUUUGGAGGAUAUAUAGUUUUUUAAUUUUUUGUUUUCGGCUUCCUCCAGUGGGUAAUUUUUUUGUUAGUACAUCUUGCCUCUUAUAUUAUGCUGCUGCUACUCAUGUUUGUGCCUUUUUUUUGGAAUGAGAUUUUGAUUUUUAUCCUUA